AUGGCUGGCGCAGCAAAGAAGAUGUUUGGCCUCUCGCAGGUUGUUACUGUGGUUAUGCCUCUUGUUCUAGGCUCAGCUGGUUAUGCUGCUUACAAGAUCAACUGGGUUCCUCUACUCAGAGAUUUCCUCACAGGACCUGGCCGGACAUCGCGGAUCUUGUUGCUCUUCUUUAUCGUCUUCAACUGGAAGAGCAUGCCUCUUGCUUGGACUUACCGCGUCUUCCACACUAUAAUCUUCCACAGCUUCUGGCGCAAAUCACCAAUUCUCGGCCCCGAUGCUCUCUUCAAACCCAUGAUCUCAACCUCGCACGCGCCUCUUCUCGAAAUAGACUACAACUUACACAAAUCCAAUUCGACAUACUUUGCCGACCUCGAUGUUUCCCGAUCCCAUCUCGUUACAUAUCUCUGCCGCGCUUCUUACAUGACUCUCGCCAACAACACCAAGACCAAGCUUGUGCUGGACCCAAAGACCGAUAAGCCCAUCAAUGGCACCGUGAGCAUCAUCCUGGGCUCUGUAGCUUGUAGUUUCAAGCGCGAGAUUCCUGCGUACAAGAACUUUGAGAUGUGGAGUCGUAUUCUUUGCUGGGACCGCAAGUGGUUGUACAUCGUCACUCAUUACAUCCCCAAGGGCGCCGCUAAGCCUACAUCGUGGCUCGACCCUACGUUCAAGGAUGCUUCUACGCGAGGUCCUGGGGACCGAACUACUGGAUGGGAGAAGAGGAUCUAUGCGACCGCCAUCAGCAAGUAUGUCUUCAAGAUCGGGCGCUUCACUGUGAACCCGGCUAUUAUGCUUGGCGGCGCCUCUGGUCUCCUGCCCGAGCGCCCUGGAGGUUGGACUUCUGGACCCGACCAACUUGGAGACAUGUCUGUCGACCUUUCCGACGUUGAUUUGGAUGUUCCAGGAGAAUGGGAUUGGCGACGAGUUGAGGCGCAACGACGAAAGGGGGUUGAGUACGCAAAGCACUUCCAGGAACUUGAUACACUCCAUGAAUUGUUCGAUGGCGGUAACGAAGGCGCCUUGGGCAAGUUUGCCCCUUAG
This is a messenger RNA of Fusarium coffeatum, 1038 nucleotides long. RefSeq lists its product as uncharacterized. NCBI's taxonomy places the organism in Eukaryota, Fungi, Ascomycota, Sordariomycetes, Hypocreales, Nectriaceae. The transcript has 2 exons. The record is from RefSeq and is a predicted model, not a curated record. The coding region runs from base 1 to 1038 and encodes 345 amino acids.